AUGGCCGACCGCGAACCCUCGCCGACUCUGUUGUCCUCGUCUGCACAGCGCAGACCACACAUGUCCAUAACGCUUCCUCGGAACUUCGCGCCCUUGGGCCUUGAUGGCGGCGACGACCCUAAAACUCCAGAUCAGACAUUUGCGGAGCUGAAAUUACCUCCACCGCCCCAUCAUUCCACCUGUCGUUUGCGCCGGUCGCGAAUUCGAAUGGACAACUUCCAGGCGCGUAACAACGCUCUUCCCGCAACGCUGUUUGCUUCCGACAUCCCAAUACCCUCCAGUGCCCACUCGGUACAAAAGGAACCUGAAUUUGCCGAUGUCGACUUUGCUCUACCGUCGAUCGAAAUGCACAGUCACUCUGGCAGACCCAUCUACAACCACAGCGUCACAGACCCCUCCCCCAGCGAGAGAUUGAAGUUGUCCGCGUUUAGAGAUUCACACCUUCCCCGAACCCCAGUUGCCCAGACCAAGAUUGUUCUGCCAGAUUACAAGAACGGUGCUUGGGACAUGCAUAGGUCUGCCUCAGAAUGCUCGCUCCGAUCGGAUUCAUCCUUCACAUCGUCUGAGGAUACAUUUACGACACGACCUACCUCGUUCGACGGCAGCGCGACCAGCCCUGAGAACGAGUCACAAGAUCCCUUCUCGCCGACAAAGGUCAACAUCAUCCCGGACACGCCAUCGAGGAAGAACAAGAAGCUCAAGGUCAACACCAUGCUGUCCAAAGCGAAUGUUCAAUGGAGUAUUGAAAUGGAUAACCAUCUCUUCAAUGUCUACCAAAUGUAUCUGGCAGAUCCCACAGUGACUCCAUUCAAGACGGUCCCCGGCAGCAUCCCUCCGACGGGCGUUUGUCAUCGUGUGGCACGGAGAGCCAAAGAGACAUGGCCCAGAGCUUCCAGGGUCAAUAAACCUCUGAUUCGACGAUACAAGAUGCGCAAUGUCAUUGAGACUCGAAUCACUGCCAGGGACAAGACGCCAGAACCCAAUGACUUUCUCCGGACCGACCACAAUGACGCAAGGGGUGCUUGGCCGUCAGAGUCAGCCACGAGGAGGCGGCUGAAACAAUUGUGCAAGGAGAAGUUCACCAUCACCGCCCACUAUCAGCGCCUGCGCGAAUCCAGGAGCCCGUCCCCAUUCCAUGAACAGUUUCUGCGUCGGCCGUCUUCUCGAUUGUCUCGGUCGGUUUCAAACCAGGACCCGCAAGCAUCAACCACCUAUGCCACACGAGAACUAGGUAUCUCGCUUGUUGCUAGCGGUGCAACUGCUCCUCUCGCACAGCUGGUGACUGGAGAAUCGCCUCCAUCGCAGCAGAUGUCGGACGACUGGUUCAAUACACCCGUCAACCAUUCCUCCGACACCAUGUCCCUCUCCACCCCUGCUGGUCUAGGUAUCCAGUCUGAGCCUGACAAGUUGCAAGUUGCUACCAAUAUCCCACGCCUGGCUUCGCCGUUCAAUUACAGUACUUGGAAUGGAUCGGGCAACUCCAACACCCAGCACCGGCGCCACAUCAGCCACCACCACUUUGAUACUGUUCACGCUACCGGGACACGACUGCUCUCGCCGUUCAAGCUAGAGCCAGAAAGCUCCCUCAAUGUCAACAAACGACGGGCUCAGCAUAACCUGGAGGACGAACUAAGCCCUAGUGGGAGCAACAUUGAAAAGCUUAAUGUCAAUCUUAACCGACUGCCUGCACCGACAGCGUUUGAGCCAGAGCCGCAAGUACGACCGGAGCUGAUUUUCACCGGAGCAGGGGACCUCAAUCAGCGGCGAAUUCGUGUCCGGAAUCGCGGCGCGACAUUGGGAGCUGUGAACAACCGAGAGCACGUCGAACGCAUCUUUACUCCACCUACCACCCAAAUCCCAGGUGCUGAUGGCAUUCCGCCAGUCCCACCGUUGCCAGCCUCCUUGAUUGCUUUGGCAAACCCGAAUGCGCGGCUGGGUUCCGGUGGGCUUGCCCCGCCCGAGCCUGAUUCGGCUCAGAAGCGACUAGGAAGCCCGUUCGAACUGGAUCCUAACAAGCGAAGCUACCGCUCCAAAAACCCUCGACACGUGCCGAGUUUGAGUGAUCCUUUCAUUAGCACAAGCGCGUUUGCGACGACACCGAAUCAUGGACACAACGGAAUGAGCAUAGGAGAACGACUGGCAAUGUUUAACACUUUUCAUCCACCUCCCUUUCCGCGACAAAUGGCCAAUCCACAACCAAGGGAUGAUCCAUUUGCUUGA
This is a messenger RNA of Fonsecaea multimorphosa CBS 102226, 2220 nucleotides long. RefSeq lists its product as uncharacterized. Lineage: Eukaryota; Fungi; Ascomycota; Eurotiomycetes; Chaetothyriales; Herpotrichiellaceae. The record is from RefSeq and is a predicted model, not a curated record. The coding region runs from base 1 to 2220 and encodes 739 amino acids. The transcript has a single exon.